UUCCUUGGUUGUUACGAAAAUAAUAAAACAGAAUUGAGUUGUGCAUGUUGAUGUUCCCAUCCAAUCGGGAGCUCGACUUCCACCAUAUGGUAGCCCCAGAGCGCCAACAAGGGGUGCACGAUGUCCUACACGCGCUCGUACCACAAUUUCGAGCUGUUUGUUUUCGGGUUUUUCGGCAAUGCUCUCUCCCCCAUAGACGGGGUAAAUUGCAAAUUGGCCCCGGCGAGAACAACGCGGUGCGGCGUGUUAGAAAAGAUCACGGCAAGGUGUCUACCAUUAGGCAUUAGUGUUUCGGUGACUGUGACCAAGUGUGGUGCAUCCCUUUCGAUCGUCCCGAUGCCAAGAUGUUCUUCCUGAUGAUAGAUCCAGCGAAGUUGGCGUUGCCGCUGCUGUUGACGCUGAGUUACGGAAGUUCUGUACUGGGAAAUGGACUAAUACGGAACGACUGCGUGUGUGAUCCUCUGAAUGCUGUGCUUGAUUCGUUGCCGCUGAAUCGUGAACGAACAGAUCAACUACUAGAAAUGGAUGGCUAUCAGGGCAGAGCACACAGAGUUGUUACACAGGAUGGCUACGUGCUAAAAGUGUACCAGAUUUGGCGCGAUCAACAGCCGGCGGUGAACUCAACGCGUGGAGUGAUCUUUCUACAGCACGGAAUCAUGCAUUCCUCAGCGGAUUGGUUAGUUCUGGGACCGGGUCGAUCGCUCGCCUACCAGUUGGUAGAUCUCGGAUACGACGUGUGGCUUGGGAACAGCAGAUCUACGAUGAACUCGCAUCAGCACGAAAAGUUCUGUACCUGUUCAAAGGAGUUCUGGGACUACAGUUGGCACGAAUUCGGCUUCUACGAUCUGCCGGCGAUGAUCGACACGGUCCUGAACGAGACCCAGCAAGCAAGACUCCGGCUGGUAGUCUACUCGGAAGGCGGAGCAGUUGCCAUGGUCAUGCUCUCGACCCGACCCGAAUACAACGAUAAACUGGUGGCGCUGGACGCCAUGGCUCCGGCAGCGUUCGUCUCCAACACCUGGUACCGUUACCUGGCUCUACCGUUUGCCAAGAUCCCGAAAGUUUUCCGGUCGGCCUACGCAAUUUACUCCACCAACGAAGUCACGGUAGAGGCCUGCCAGAAGGAGUACCGAAUCUGCUCGGACCUGUAUUUCCAGUUCCUGAACGGCGAGAGUGUCGGCAUGAACCGGUCCUGGGUGGAUCGAAUCUACCAGGCCAUGCCGGCCGGCGGUUCCGUCAAGGAGGUCCUCCAUUACGUCCAGUUGAUCUGGACUCGGAAGUUUGCGCCCUUUGACCAUGGGCCUUCGAAGAACCUGCGGCUGUACGGACAGCGGACACCGCCGGAGUACGCGCUGGAUCGCGUAUCGGUACCGGUCAACAUCCACUACGGGCUGCGGGACAAGAUUGUGGAUCCGGUGGGGGUGAUGCGGUUGGGUUCUCGGUUGAUCAAUAGUCCGCGGGUUCGGAUGAGGCCGUACGACGAGCUGCAGCAUUCGGACUUUAUUUAUGGCGAUGCGGCUUACGAGAUGGUGUACAAAGAUGUUCUGAUGUGGAUAACGGAAUAAAGGUGAUAUAGGGUUAUAGGGA
This is a messenger RNA of Aedes albopictus (Asian tiger mosquito), 1587 nucleotides long. RefSeq names its product lipase 3. Gene Ontology annotation, biological process: lipid metabolic process. Gene Ontology annotation, molecular function: hydrolase activity, acting on ester bonds. NCBI's taxonomy places the organism in Eukaryota, Metazoa, Arthropoda, Insecta, Diptera, Culicidae. The coding region runs from base 345 to 1565 and encodes 406 amino acids. The record is from RefSeq and is a predicted model, not a curated record. The transcript has 3 exons.